AUGAACUCGGACGCUUUGUCGCCCCGACACCGCGAAAGCCCAUUGACUCGCAGAAGUCGGGACAUUCCACCACCGACCGCCAACUGUCUCGAAGUGCAAUGGCGCUUCCUACAGCACAAGAACCCCAAGCCUCCGCAAUUCGGAUCUCCUCAACGAAAGACACUGCUCGUCGAUCCAAUAAGUCCGCAGACUCACUCAGCCCGUUCACCCAGGAAGCUCCUCGAUCCAGCGCCGACGCGUGACUCUCCUUCUCGCUUGAUUCACAUGUUCGAAGUACAAGAUGCAGUAGAAGCAGAGGACUCGACCAGCGCGACUGCUACACCGUCAUCAGCGCAACAGAGGAACAUCCCCGGGAGUCCGUGUGCGAGCCGAACCUUGAACGAUCUCAUGGGGGAGACCCAACGACAAGCAAUGCUCGAUCGGAUCCUGGCCGACAUGGAGUAUCUAGCAGUUGAGCCGACGUAUUCACGACUGGGACAGCCCAACGACGACAAAGCCUCCUCCCCUCGAAACCCGCAACGCGCCCGAGCACACAAACCUUCAAUCCUCGAGACCGCGCUCAAGAGCGACUCGGGCGGCGAUGCAGCGCUGGACAAGAAGCGGCGUCAGCGACGCAAAGUCCAGCAGUUCAACCAUGAGGACGACGACCCGCGCAUCUUCUGGCAGCAGACAACCGGCGCCAGGUCCGCUGCGGACGUUCCGGAGCGUCUACUGACAAUGGCUCCGGCCCCUCCUCGACGCAUGAGGUCUGCUCACAUUGUGCUGGGUCGACGCUCACACACCGCGCGCCAGCUCCUGGCGUCGUCCAGCGUAGGCGACAACCACCACCGCAGCCGCACCAACCUGUCGACCUCAACUGAUCCAGCGGCAACCUCCAGCACCAAGCCCGUCCCCUCCAAGUUGUCUCCAAGACGUCGACGACGACACAACUUGCGCGUGCCCGUAGCUGCAUCAUCGAGUACCGGUAGCAACACAGCACCUCCUGCUUCGCCCUCCAAAGCUCACUACGGAGCUUGGUACGUCCCUCAGUCUCAAUGGUGGAAUCUGCACCAACUGGAGCAGCACACCAUCGUCGACAAGCUCCCAGCGUCUGCAGUCCCCGCUACCGACGCAGAGGUCGAACCGCAUUGUCACGGCGCGGGCACGCCGCCUCUGCAGCGCCAGCACAAGCCGCCGCUGCCGCCCGCCGCGCUGAGUCCUUGCACCAACGAGAGCAAUUUGCUCCGGAUCCCGUCCGCGAGCUCGCGCAGCAGCGCGGCGCCGCCGUCUGCACCGGGGCCGCUUGACCUUCAAGUGGCGGGCAUUCCGCAGUCCUACAUCGGCCGCGAGUACCGAGCGUAUGUCAUCAGCACCGGCACGACCAUCCCGCAGUAUCUGCAAUAG
Molecule: messenger RNA, 1383 nt
Organism: Phytophthora sojae
Lineage: Eukaryota; Oomycota; Peronosporomycetes; Peronosporales; Peronosporaceae
Exons: 3
Coding region: 1-1383 (460 amino acids)
Source: RefSeq, a predicted model, not a curated record